This is a messenger RNA of Manis pentadactyla (Chinese pangolin), 1033 nucleotides long. RefSeq names its product spermine synthase-like. Gene Ontology annotation, molecular function: spermine synthase activity. Gene Ontology annotation, biological process: spermine biosynthetic process. NCBI's taxonomy places the organism in Eukaryota, Metazoa, Chordata, Mammalia, Pholidota, Manidae. The coding region runs from base 1 to 558 and encodes 185 amino acids. The record is from RefSeq and is a predicted model, not a curated record. The transcript has a single exon.
AUGGGCAGCGGCAGAGAAGAUUACACUGGCAAAGAUGUGCUGAUUCUGGGAGGUGGAGAUGGGGGCAUAUUAUGUGAAAUAGUCAAACUGAAACCAAAGAUGGUCACUAUGGUAGAGAUUGACCAAAUGGUGAUUGAUGGAUGUAAGAAAUACAUGCGAAAAACGUGUGGUGAUGUCUUAGACAAUCUUAAAGGAGAGUGCUAUCAGGUUCCCGUAGAAGACUGGAUUCCAGUACUGAAGAGGUACGCCAGAGAAGGGAGAGAGUUUGAUUACGUGAUUAAUGAUUUGACUGCCGUUCCAGUCUCCACAUCUCCUGAAGAAGAUUCCACAUGGGAGUUUCUCAGGCUCAUUCUUGACCUGUCAAUGAAAGUACUGAAACAGGAUGGGAAAUAUUUUACACAGGGGAACUGUGUCAAUUUGACAGAAGCCCUGUCGCUCUAUGAAGAACAGUUAAAGCGCCUGUAUUGUCCUGUGGAAUUCUCCAAGGAGAUCGUCUGUGUCCCUUCAUACUUUGAUUUGUGGGUAUUUUAUACUGUCUGGAAGAAAGCUAAACCCUGAAGAUCAAUGGCCCCUAAUCACGUGUGCUUCAAAUAGCCUUCCUGACCUUCAUAUGCUGUACCUGACAUCACAACAAGCUGUGCCAUUGAUUAUGAAUGCCUUCAAGAUUUCUUUUUUAAUGGAUUAUUUUUAAUUUAAUGAAAUCAAGUGGAAAAUGUAUAUUUUGAUUAGCUAGGGUGUGAUUUUUUUGAAAGUCAGCUGAAGGAUGAUUAGACAACACAGCGAAGGCUGCUAAAUGCACUGAACCCCUAGAAUGUGAUUUCUGUUACCUUUUUUUCUGUGUGGGCUUCUUUUUGUUUCGGUAGGCUUUGAAUUUGGUGGUGUGGAGGAACGAACAUCGUCGUCUUGUUCUGGAGGAACAUUCUUGAUGGUGUUUCUUUUCCCCCAAAAAUUGACUUAGAUAUUAAAAUUUGGUGCUUAUAAGAAAGUUUUAAAAAAAUGAAUAGCAAUGCUUCAAUUAAAAUUACAAAUAAGA